Molecule: messenger RNA, 6262 nt
Organism: Portunus trituberculatus (swimming crab)
Lineage: Eukaryota; Metazoa; Arthropoda; Malacostraca; Decapoda; Portunidae
Product: rho family-interacting cell polarization regulator 2-like
Exons: 20
Coding region: 872-4402 (1176 amino acids)
Source: RefSeq, a predicted model, not a curated record
ACAGUGAACAGUGAGCCUGCGUAGUGAGAAGGUCUAGUGUUCUCGUGGGCGCCCCGCUGCUACGCGCUAUGGUGUUGCCUUGACCGAGCUACUGAUUCACGGGGGAUUUUUUUUUUCUGUGUGUGUUGGAGGUUGUGUGGUUGUGCGUGCCAUUGCCGGGGUGGUGUGGUGUGUGAGGAGGGCGCGUCGUGCAUCGUGCCAGCCGUGCCAUGUGUGCAAUACGUACUGAGUGUGUUUGCUUGGAUCCUGACAGCUCCUUGCUCCUCGGCCGCCUGAGAUAAGCGCACUGGGUGGUGGUGUGCCUUCCCACGGCGUCGAGUGUGCCGCAGGAGUGUGUUUGCCAUGAUUCAGAGGCGAAGUGUAACCUAAGAAUAGCAGUAAAAGUCAAGGAGUGGCGAGCGAGCGUUGAGUAACGGCGUGAGGCAGGGCCCGUCCUGUCGCUGUGCCAAAUUGGCCUCCAGUGCCUAGGAGCGCCACUACCCAUACCCCUCACCCCUACCCAUCACCAUACCCACGCCUGCCAGCCUGCCGUACCCUGUGUAGCUGACGUAAGGCCGCCUCGUAACUCACACUGACUCAAGUAAAUCAUCGAGGUGAGGAAGGACCUGAAGACCUGCAGAGGAGAGGCGAGACGAGGCGAGGCGCGUGUGUGUGUGUGUGUGCGUGAAGGCCGAGGCACGUCCGCUGAGGGUGGUGUUGUUUACAGUGCAAGGAUUACAGUGGUGAGGUGAGGGGAGCCAGCCAGCCAGCCAGCAAGCCAUCCACCCAACCACCCAGCCAGGCAGCCACGGUGGAGCCUCCUGUACACCCCCCACACCCAUGUUGCACCCCACCCUUGCCCUCUGACGCGCCCCCCUCCACGCCCACGGCCAUGAGGAGUCAGCACGGUACCGGCGAGUCACAGGUGCGGCUGGGAGUGGAGCUGUGGGAGGUAGGUGAGCCCCUGGCCCCGGGCGAGGCGGACCCCGGCGGUGGUGAGGGCGUUGGGGGCGGCUUGAACCCCCCGGGACCCUCCCAGGGGGGGACAGGCGUCCCUGGCACCACCCGCAGCAACUCUUCCCGUAGCGACACCUCAUCUUCGGAAGCCUCGUCCUCGUCGAGCGGAUCCUCCUCGGGGGCCCUGCGCCGCCCCUGCCUGCUCACGGCGCUCUCUGACCCCGGCUACGAGUCUGCGCACCCGCCGGACGACGAGCGCGAGGACGCCGAGCGGCGGCGGCGGCGGGAGUGCUGCCAGGGCGGGGAGGACAUGUCUCUGAGGGAGCGAUGCGAGGGGCGCGAGGGCUCCCCGCUGCACCAGGGCCUCACGCGCUCCCGUUCCUUCGGGGGCCUGCUCACCCAUCGCCGCUCGGGCUCCGGCGCCGGCUCUCCGCAGCAGGCGGCGGCCAGGGCGGGGUGGGCGGGGCAGGGUGUGCUGGGCCAGACGGGCUCGUCACCCAGGGACGUGCGCCGCGUGCUGGCGCUGCCGCCCCACGUCAAGGUGCCGAAGUCCCCGCGGCCGGAGCGCGCCUCGCAGAUCAGCAGCAGCGUGGCUCACGGCCUCAAGGACUGCGUGGGCGUCACCAAGCAGGACCUGGAGGCGCUGCACCAGGUGUCCCAGGAUGCACACCUGCACCAGCAGUCUCAGGGGCGACUGUAUGAGGUGGAGAAGCAAAUCAAGGCGGCGGAGCGCUACCUCAAGCGAGUGGAGUACCACCUGAGCAAGCUGGAAGACCUGCAGGACCAGUACACCCUCCACCAGAAGCUCAGGGAUGGGGUGCGGUCAAUGGCUUAUGCGUACGCCCUGUCCCCGGGGAAGGAAAAGGCGUCGGCGCUGAGCAAUGUGCGGUCCGGCUACAGGGAGUGCACCGAGACCCUGUGUGCCCUGGAGGUGAAGAUUGAGCAGCUCAUCGGCACACUCACUCUGGAGAUGAAAGGAAUCCAGGGGUUUGCUCGGCUGUGUCCAGGAGACGUGUUCGAGGUGACGCUGAAGCACGGCACACAGAAGUGGAAGUCCCGAGGGCGGGUGUGCAAGGACAAUACUCAGACGUGGGACAACCAGCGCACCGUCAUCAAGGGACUCAUUGGCGAGAUGCUGCUGAUCAAGGCGGUGGAGGUGCGGGUGCUGGGCAAGACGGUGGUGAUCGGCAACAAGGUGUGUGAGACCAAGGAUUUGUUCUCCCCACACCCGCAGCUCAUGACCGUCAACCUCAACCCUUCCGGCUCACUCAAGCUCAACCUGGUCAUCACCUGGAAUCCUCUCGAUGGAGUGAUAGAGGAUGGACUGAUGAGGACGCCCAGCAUGUCUGCCACUUCCCCGGGCAACAAGAGGCGCCUGCCCGUCCUGCAUCCUCUCAGCUCCUCGCCCCCAAACACUGUUGCUGGUGUUCCCUCUGGCAAGGACAGCAACUUGUCCCCAGAGUGUGAUCAUGACAGCAGCUUUGGCAGCAUGUCCGCACGAAGCUCAACAGCCGACAGCGCCAGUCCCCUGUCUGAGUACCGGGGCCUCCUGUCCUCCCACGCCGCCCUGUCCACCCGCACCGACAGCAACAGUCCCGUGUCAGAUUACCAGGGCCUGUCCAGGAGAAGUGACAGCCAGGACUCAAUACUGUUUGACGGCCGGGACUCUGCCAGCCCUCAGUGCGACAACACCGGUAACUUCACUCUGGUGCGCAAGAAGGAGAGUCGGGUGGAGCAGUGGGCCAGAUACUCCCAGUUCAGCAUCUCGCAAGGCUCCAACAUGGAUAUGAUGUCGCGCUCCUUCUCUCACCUCUCAUCCUACUCCACCGGCCUCUCCCCCACCAUGUCACAGUCCCUCUCACAGCAGUUGGACCUCCUGGCCACUGAACCAGAGUCCUUCAAGUGGGGAGAGGGACACACCUGGGAUGAGGCCAACCCACCCAUGACCCUGAAGAAGGUUGUGAGUCGGCUGCGGACUUGCCUGGAGGACAUUCAAGGACAGUUCCCGCAGCUGCACACGCUGGAGGAGGCAGUGCUGGACCUGGAUGACAUGUGCAGGACGUGCAGCAGUAGGAGGGGGAGCAGUGCCUCAGACAUCAGCCUCUUGGUUGAGUCAGCCUUAGAAUGCUUUGAUUUCCUCAGUGCAGAGUGUGAUGAUAUUGAUGAUGAUGAUGAUCAUGGUGAUGAUGAUGAUGAGUAUUAUCCUGAAAACUGCCGCAGCCGCCGGGACAGCAACACCUCAGAGAUCAGCCUCUCGGUGGAGUCUGCCCUCGAGUGCUUUGACUUCCUGAACGCUGUCUGUGAUGACGACUUCGAGGACGACCAUCCUGAUGCAUGUGAGGAGAAGAAGAACAAGGAAACAGCAGCCCUGCUCGCAGCUUCCUGCCAGCCAGACACCAGCCAGCCUGUGGUCACCAGCAGUGCCCAGCUGGACCUCUUCCUCUACACACACCUCAGACAUGCCCUGCAGCUCCUACAGCACUUGGGUUCCUUUGGGCCGCUGAGGAGCCGUGAGCACCACUCCCUCAAGAAGCUGGAGGAGGAGGGGCGGUUGGUGGCGGGCGUGCUGGCUCAUCGACACAACUUUGACAGCCUCAAGCCACAGCACCUCAUCACUGUCCCUCAUGUGCAGGUGUUGUGGGACUCUGUGGCGGGCGGUGAUGACUGGUGUGUGACGGGCCAGGCGGUGGUGAGCGGCCUGCUGCAGGUGGUGUCGUCGCUGGUGGACCCCACAGUGCCCAACCUGGCCAGGAGAGUGCUGGAGGAGAUGGUGUGUGUCAUGACGGAUGCGGAGGAGUUUGAGGGCAAGGCGCUGGUGACGGUGGGCCACUUCCUGCACCACCUGCACCGCCCACUGGAGCAGACCGUCCCCCUCAUCGGCCAAAGCCUCACCACCGCUGAGCUGCUUCUCUCCGGCAACCUUAAGAAAGUGGAGGCAGGGCUGCACCAGAUCAAGGAACCCACAGCCCUGCACAUCAAGAUCAUCGGGCACCUUCUGGCAGGCCCCUCAGAGCUGCGGCACGUCACCACCACCUUUGUCAACAGUCUGGCCCACAACAACCAGCUCAUGCAGGUGAUUGUGGAGCUGUGCCUGCUGCUGCUGGAGUCCGGCCGCACCAGCAACAGGGAGGCAGCCUGUGUGCUGCUGGGGGUGCUGGCGCCGGUGGUACCGGAGAACACAGACAGGAAGGGAGAGGGCAAGAAAGCGGGUAAAAGCUCAAACAAGACCAAGAAACAUUCCCCGGCCCAGCAGAAGGAGGUGCCGGAGUGGCCUAGGCCCAUCGAGGUGCUGUCCUUCCUGCAGCAGAACGACCCAUCGGGGGAGGUGCGGGAGGCUGCCAGGCAGGCCCUGCUGAGCCUGGGCACUGAGGGCCAGUCGGCGCUGCAGCAGGUGCAGCUCUCCUCACACGGCUUCCAGGGUGUGGACAUGAAGGAGAAGGCCAAGGUGGCAGGCAAGGAGGGGUAGGCAGUCCCUCGGCUCCCAGGUGUGCUAUGGACUGCUGCAUCAACUCACCAGGAAGGAGUGGCCAGGUGUGCAGCGGUGGCCGGGGGAAGGAGAUGGCCAGGGAGGAAAAAGAGGCUGAGGGCCCACAGGUGUGCAGUGGACAGCUGCAUUGAGUGGGCAGGUGUUACCGGUGGCCAUGUGUGGUGUGUGUGUGUGGAAGGGUUGUGUUGGACUCAAGUCAAUCCAUGCCAUUAGCAGAUACUGUGCUGCUAACCAACGCCAGGAGCAGACCACCACCUCCCUCAUGCCCGGCGUGGGAGGAGAGAGAGAGAGAGAGAGAAACAGAGAGAGAGAAGCCUUGGUGGAAAUGCAGAGUGAAUGUCGUCUUGUCAAUAAUAUUUUAACUCAUUCCUAUUUUUCACAGUCUUUCUUACCUCUGUUCCAUUGAUAGCAAGCCUUUAAUAUUCUCAAUGUCAUAAGGUUCUUAGAGCAGAUCCUUGGUAAACUGUAGACUGUAGUAGCCAGACACCACCACUACUGCCACCUCCUCCUCCACCUCCUCCACUCCCUAAUACUUAUUUCAGGAAUUUGAGACUCAUUGUCCCCCAAAUCCAACCCACCCAAGACACCUCCAGCAGAUCAUUAUUAAUUUAAGUGGUUCCUUUGCAUUGUAACACUCUGUAAUGCCAGUACAAUACAGUGCAGAACAGUACAUACAUACAUCAGAUGUGAACACAAAACUUACGUGUAUCUGCUAAAAAUGAAACAAACAAAGAACAAUUAAUUUAUGUCUAAUUAAGGAAAUUUGAGUCUGAUUACUGAGACCCACCCAGCUUGUGAGGACCGGCUGUGUGUGUCUGGCACGCCACACGGCACAACAGGAAGCCCAGAGAGAGAGACAGAGAGAGGACGAGGAAGGCUGCUGCUCAAACCUCUUACAUCUGCAAAGGAGGAGAAAAGGAAAGAAAACUAACUCUCUUUACUGGUUUUGUCUUUCUGUAUGGGAAUGUACUGCAGAAUAUGAGCUGUAUGUUGUGAAGGUCCUUGGAAUCUUGGUGGUAGGAUUAUACAAGCAAUAGGGUGUGCCAGGGUGUGCUAAUGCUCCAGGGUGUGUGCCAGGGUGUGUUAAUGCUCCAGGGUGUGCCAGGGUGUGUUAAUGCUCCAGGGUGUGUCAGAGUGUGUGCCAGGGUGUGUGAGGUGAGCCGGACACACACAGCAGGUUGUCAGUGCUUGCUCAACACCCCAGACUGAACCUGUGACCUGUGGCUCGCACGCAGCUCAUCUCCACCACUCGCUCGGUGUUCUAAUGACAACGCGACGUGUAGAUACUCUCUCUCUCUCUUCAUGCCAUUUUUGUAUUCUUGCAUGUGCGGAUCUUGUUACAGUAUAUUUUUAUCCACUUCUUAUCUGUCUGUGUUAUAUACAUGUAUAAUUUCCACACUUAUCUAGUCCUGUAUAAUAUGUGAAGAAAAUUUUUAUUUGAUGUUUUUUAACCUUUUGUAUAAAUUCUUUCCAUUCUUUCUUCAGUCUCUCUUUCCCAUUGGCAGAUUUUGAUAUAUAAUGUUCAUAUUAGCUAAUUCUAUAUACCGGGACACUCUGGCCUGACAAAAACAGUGAAGCUUUCAUAUGAACCCCGACCGCGUGUCUGUGUCUUGCCCUCAGAGGCGAUACACUUUUCUGUUAUUUCAUUGCUUACUAUGAUGUCCAUAGUUACGUAUAUGCUACUACAGAAAUAGACCUUCCUUCCUUCCUUCCUUUUCCCCCCUUGUACAUAGUGUAUGUUGAAAAUAAUGUUGUUAACCUGUAUAUUUCUCUCCCUUAAUGUGUGGACAUAUUGUACACAGUCACAUUAUCUCCUAAAGUAAAGAAAUCCUAAAGUAA